Molecule: messenger RNA, 1528 nt
Organism: Durusdinium trenchii
Lineage: Eukaryota; Dinophyceae; Suessiales; Symbiodiniaceae
Source: the annotation of a GenBank genome assembly
AAGGCAGACCUUUUGGCUUCAAGGCAAACGAAGUGAUUCGCACCCUUUUCUGAAAGCCCGGUCUCAGAUGGCUUUGACAUUGAAGUACAGGAAUGGCUUCAUUGAUGCAGAGGAUGAGACGGUCAGCGGACCAGCGGCUCUUCAGCGCCGUGCCAGCAGUUUGCCACCCAGGAUGUCAAAGAUGGUCCAGGUUGAGGAGUUCUUGCAAGAGGAGGAGACCUAUGUGCAGAAGCUCUCCGAGCGCCUCUCCAGCCCUUUAGAUCGCAGCCCGCUCGCCAGUGGACCAACGACCGAGACUCAAGAGAUGCUGAGUGGGAGCGUUGGACACCCAGAGCUUUGCUGGAGGCCCUGCCUCUUCUUGAUGGCAGGAAACUGCGAGAACGGCGCUGCUUGUGCUUUUUGCCACCUUCCACACGAGAACAAGGGGGGCAAGCCCAACAAGAAGCAGAGAGACUUCAUGCAGUCCUUAUCCCACUCCCAAUUCUUCAACCUGAUCUCCGCGCUUUGCCGGGAAAGGGCAAUGCUUCUCAACAUCACCCAAGAAGCGGGCGAAGUCUUGAAGAUUUUGCAAGCGGAGGCGACAUUUAGUUCAUUCUUUGGGCAGCUCUUGCCUUUGGAGUUUCUGCUCCCCAUGCCGCCCGGCAUCCAAGCUCCGGGCUGUGAGCGUUCCUGCGCGCGCAUUAAUUCCUGGUUACCCAAGUGAAUCCUUCAAUGCAUGGGUGAGUGCGGAAUCUGAUAGGGUGGAGGUCAUCGCUCUUCGGUUCGAGGCCGUUACUCGUCGGUUGGUUGCCGUUGCUAGUAGGCUGGAUGCCACUGCUAGUAGGUUGAAAGCUAUUGCUAGUGGGUUUCGCGCCAUCCCUCUCAGUUGCGGAUAUUAUUGAUCUCUGGGAUGGUCUCCCUUACUCGGCAUCAACCACUGGAGUUCUUUCCGCCGGUCUCAGGAAGGCUCGAGCGUAUCCAUAUACAAUAUACACGCGUGGGUCGGCCAUGGAGGAAGAGUAUCCCCUCCCAAAGAGACGGAAGGCGUGGCCGCUCAUGUCUUACGUGGAGCGUUGCACUUCAAUCUGGCCUCGCGCAGGUACUAAAGACAGAUGGGUCUGAUACAGACGAUGUUGAGGCACAGUGUUGAACCACUCUUUCAGACUGCUUGGAAUCGCAAGUAGUUUGAAGGAAAUUGUGACUCUGGGACCAGUUCUUUAAAACAAAUUGGACCAUCAAAUUUAUUCAAGGGAGUGGGAGGUCUUUAUUGCCUUGGCCAGAAUUGCCAGAGGCAUACUCAGCAGGCCCCAUGAACGUUCCUGGACACCUUUGCAAAGUCUUGGAUGAGUUGCGGGCAUGCUUGCGAACGAGACAGUUCCGGGGAAACGCCGCGCCGGAUGAGAUAUUUGACUGACUGAGUGUUUAUGCAUGUUUAUGCACCGUCUAUCUGACUGGGUGUUGCGGUGCUGCACCGUUUCCAGUCGCGAGGGUAGCUCCAAGGCUGCCUGUCGGGGGAAGCAGAAGUGUUCAGCAAAAACUUCACUGGUCC